AUGUCUAACUUGCCUGUUGCUUACGAUGUCAAGACCGGAGUCACUGAGGAGAUGUACAAGUACAUGAUCCAACACAGUGUCCACUUGCACCCAGCCCAGAAGGACUUGUACGAGUUCACCAAGAACCAUGACAGAGCAAUCAUGAUGACUGCUUUGGACCAAUGCUCAUUGUUCACCUUCUUUGUCAAGAUCCUAAAUGCCAAGAACACCAUUGACGUUGGUGUGUUCACCGGUUUGAGCUCACUCACUGUUGCCCUCGCUCUCCCAGAAGACGGAAAGGUCAUUGGAUGUGAUGUGUCUACAGAGUACACUGACCACGCCAGGAAGUACUGGAAGCAGGCUGGUGUCGACCAUAAGAUUGACUUGAGAAUCAGACCAGCCACUGAGACUCUCCAGGAGUUGAUCAACCAAGGCAAGGAGGGUACCUUUGACUUUGUCUUUAUCGAUGCCGAUAAGCCAAACUAUGAUGCCUACUAUGAGCUCUCACUGAAGCUCAUCAGAAAGGGUGGUAUCAUCGCCUUUGACAAUGUCUUCUUCCACGGUGAUGUCCUCAAGCCCACUGAGCCACAAGCACAAGCCAUUGACACUUUGAACAAGAAGUUGCUCACUGAUAAGCGUGUUGUUAUCACCACAUUGGCCAUCGCUGAUGGAUUGACAUUGGUCACCAAGGCCUAA
Molecule: messenger RNA, 675 nt
Organism: Acytostelium subglobosum LB1
Lineage: Eukaryota; Evosea; Eumycetozoa; Acytosteliales; Acytosteliaceae
Exons: 5
Coding region: 1-675 (224 amino acids)
Molecular function (GO): S-adenosylmethionine-dependent methyltransferase activity; O-methyltransferase activity
Source: RefSeq, a predicted model, not a curated record